AAUAACGAGAGGGAGAAAAGGGUCCACACGAAUGCACUAUUUUCACUUUCACGGAGAACCCAAAUUCAAGUUUCUAUAGCUUAUGACUCACCUGGUCACUCACACCCAACUCGCCCGAGUCACACCGUUCAUUCAUCGCUUCAAGCCUUUACUCGGAACCCCAAUCUAUCGUUCCCAAACCCUUUUUUUCGCCCAAUUCUCAACCAAAACUGCCACCAUCCGCCGCCGAACUCACCCUCUUCUCCGGCCGGCGAUGGACGCGCAACCGGCGGAAUCCGGCACGCCCGCCGUCACGGGCGAAGACUUUGUCCACAUCGCGGAUCUGAAAAUGGAGAGCUUGUCCGAGAGUAUGGUUCGAAUCGACGUGACUUCCGAUGCCGACGCCGCUUCGUCCGGUCCUGAAGCGCCGGCGGAUUUUGAUCGCCGUCCGGCGAUGCUCCCGGAGGAGCUCUGGAAAAACGUAGUGGUUCUGUCGUGCGAGUCCACAGCCGAGGGCGGUGUUUGCGAUGUCUACUUGGUUGGCACCGCUCAUGUCUCCGAGGAAUCCAGCAGAGAAGUUCAAGCUAUAGUGAAUUUUCUGAAACCGCAGGUUGUCUUCCUAGAAUUGUGCUCGAGUCGUGUGGCAGUGCUUUCCCUUCAAAAUCUCAAGGUACCUACUGUGGGAGAAAUGGUUGCAAUGUUGAAGAAAAAACAUAACAUGUUUGAAGUACUUUAUGGCUGGUUCCUUGCCAAGAUUGCUAGUAAGCUUGAGGUCUUUCCUGGCUCUGAGUUUCGUGUGGCGUAUGAAGAAGCCAUCAAGUAUGGUGGCAGAGUGAUACUUGGUGAUCGCCCUGUACAGAUUACAUUAAGGAGAACAUGGAGUAAGAUGCCACUUUGGCAUAAAACAAAAUUGUUAUACUCUCUACUUUUCCAAGCAGUUUUUUUACCCAGCUCAGACGAUCUUAAUAAGAUGCUGAAGGACAUGGAUGACAGUGACAUGCUAACUCUUGUAAUUCAAGAAAUGAGUAAGGAGUUUCCAACUUUAAUGGAGACACUCGUGCAUGAACGAGAUCAGUACAUGUCCUCCACAUUAUUAAAAGUGGCAAGUGAAAAUAGCUCGGUUGUUGCUGUUGUUGGAAAGGGACAUCUACAGGGAAUAAAGAAGCAUUGGAAGCAACCUGUUGUGAUGAAGGAUCUCAUGACAAUUCCAUCUCCCAAACCAGCUAUCUCUGCUAUAAGAAUCUUUACAUCUGUUGGUGUUGCCGUGGCUGGGGUGGCUAUAAUAUCAGGCGUCUAUCUUUCAUGCAAGAAAUGACUUUUCUUGGAGAGAUAUUGUCAUCUAUAGGAACGCUGACGGAUGAAUUUAAUUAUGUAACCGAUGAGUCAAUCAUCAACAAAGUUGAUGCAUAACCCAUUUAACUUUUUUUUUUUUUUACAUAUAUAUCAAGAAUUACCUUUUUUUAAAAUCAUUCCAUGGAAAUCUUUGUGAGAUAAGAGUU
Messenger RNA from Abrus precatorius (Indian licorice), 1478 nucleotides. RefSeq names its product traB domain-containing protein. Lineage: Eukaryota; Viridiplantae; Streptophyta; Magnoliopsida; Fabales; Fabaceae. The coding region runs from base 83 to 1294 and encodes 403 amino acids. The transcript has 9 exons. The record is from RefSeq and is a predicted model, not a curated record.